GCAAGUGAAUGAAAAGAGAAAAAUAAAGAAAUACAGUUACCCAAAUGUUUCAAGGCAUAUGUGGUUUGUGCUGUUUAAAGUAGAGUUCUCAAAACACAGAGUUUUGUGCUUAAAAAGCGACAGUGGAGUUUAAAUAUUAGUCCGUUUCUGCAAGGUGGGUGCAGUGUCCCGCAAUGGAAACUGGAGCUGAGGAGGCUUCAGAAAUGAUUUGAGGAUAAAACAAGGACUGUGAUAUGCUAAAUUUUAGUUCUAAGUGAGACUGGUUCCUAGUUUACAGAGCUCAGCAGUUUUUAUCUCGCCAGUUUUGCCGCUCUAACCAGCCCAAGUUGGGAUAUGCAAAUGGCAUAAAUUCAGUGGUGUACCCUGAGUACCACAGUCCUCCAAGAACGUACAUGGUCAUGUACAUCUAGGAUCCUGAUAUUCACUUAAGCCAUUUAGUUGUCAUAGCAGUCCCCAUAAAAAUGGCCAGCUGUAUUACCUGUGGUGAAAGUGACUUCCAUUACAUGGAUGGUCACUACUUCUGUGUCCACUGCCAAACACAGUCACAGGAUUUUAGAGAAGAAGAAGCAGAGGAAGAAUUUGGAGCCCAGUCAUACAGCUUACUUGUAUCAAGUUCACAGCAAAAAGAGACAGCCAAACAGAAAAAGAAAGUUGACAGAGGAAGACCAUGGUCGACUACAGAGGCUUUCCAAUUGAUAAUAAAAGAACAAGUCAAAUCUUUCAUAAGUCUAAAUGCUCCAGCCCAGCUUCAGGACAUCGUUUUUCGGCUGUGGGCAUUAUAUCUGUCCAAGGUUGGGAUAGCUUUUACAGAAAUCUCCAGAAAUCCUCAGAAAAUAGUUAAUCCAAGGCAUAGAGACAAAUAUCCUGCUACACUUGAAAACCCAGAAAUAAAACCCCGGAGAUACAGGAAAACAUGGUGUAAGUCACAGGGCCAUGAUGGAAAGACCCCAGAAGAAAGAAUAGUUGAACCAGAACUUCAAGAAACCCUCCAGAAUGAGGAGUUCUAUGCUGAAGACAACCCCCUUGAGGAGGAGGAGGAGGGUGAUGAGGAGGAAGAGUCUUCUGGGAGUGGGUCCAGUUUGGAAGAUGAGGAUGACAGGGUUGAAGGAGGCGAGGAGCAGAAUGAGGAACAGGGGAAAGUUUUACCAAAAAGAGUUGCCAAGCACAGUAAAACGACAUACAGGAUAGAGAAGAUGACUCUAACCCUGACUAUAAGUUUCUGCUAUCUGGGAUUACUGUACAGCAAGUGUCAAGUUGUGGCCUCUGAUUUUGUGAGGUGGAUUAAAGAAGAUAGGAUACCUUUUGUAAACGUUACAAAAUACUUUCCAGCAGAUUUUAAGUUACAGAAUUACGACUCUCAGACUUUUAGUUGCAAGACCAUUCCCACAGCUGAAAGGAUCAGGUACAAUACUGGUAGACUGGCCUUGUUUCUGGAACUCAAGAACGUACCAGACGUGGAUGUGCAUAUUCUUCUGAGUAGAUAUGUCAUGGAAAUGAAUUUACCUGGUGAGCUACAUGCUAUGGUGAGACGCCUGUACAAAACUACACUGAAGCAGGUUCACUUCAGGGGGAAUGAAAAUGGCAAAGGGAGUAUAAAGCACAGCAUUCCCAAUUAUGAAGCUGUUGCCAUGGCAUACAUAGUCAUUAUCCUUAAACUAUUACUUGGACUUGAUGAUCACACAGAAAGAGAAUUGUCUCGGUAUGCUACAAGAUUAUCAGACAUACUUCAACCAAAGCAGCCUCUGUUUAUAUGGGAGGACUGGGUGCACUACAUGGAAAAAAAAUUGUCAGUCAAACAGUCGACAUUUUCUCUGCCUAGUAAUGAAAGAGAAGUUCAGCUUACUUCCAAUAUAAGUGGAUGUCUGGCAUAUCACGACUGUAGAAUUCAGGGAGCACAACUCGGUGGGCAGAGAAACCUAAAAAGGAAAAGUCUGCGUAAAGAAGCUAGGGAGGCCAUUCAGAUGCCCUUCACAAUUUUGAUGGAAAGACUCAACCUAACGGAUCCUCAGCCAACCAUUGAUCCCCCAUCGCUAACCUCUCCUGCGUCCACCAAGCAUUCAGAACUGACCACUGGGUCAGCUGACACUUGUAAAGAAAAAGACUUCAGCGUUUGUAGUCUGAAGUAUUUGAUAGAGGAUGCAGAGUUCUUAGAAGAACUGGAGAAACAGGGUCUGUCCGACUUCACCAUAUCCAGUGCCUUGGAGGCUGAGGAUUCAGAGGAGGAGGAGGAAGAGGAGGGCAGUGGGGUGGAUAUGUUUGCCUCACAGGACAGUAGAAAAAGAGUCCGGAAGAAAAAACACUGUGGCUCUGUGCCAAGGAAGAGACAAAUGCAGGAGGCCAUACUGUCAACUGUAGGUGGUAAAACUGCCCCCAAGGAUAAGAUUACCAUGAAUGAGUUGCAAGACUUGGCACAAACACUGCUGAGAGCUAAUGAGCGUUAUGUUCUGUAUAAUGAUCCCGGAUUGAAAGAGGCUCACAGGCAUAGGUCUUACUUGUGGUUGACUGAUGUUUGCUGUAAGAUAAUUGAGUGUGAUAAAAAGACCCUGGAGAAGGAGAUCGAAGAACUAGAAUUUGUUUAUAUUAUUGCACAAGAAGACCUUGACAAGAAAAGUCAGCAGAGACGAAUGAGAUUGUUAAAAAAAUUCAUAAUUAAACGUUGA
Lingula anatina is the source of this 2660-nucleotide messenger RNA. Its product is annotated as TATA box-binding protein-associated factor RNA polymerase I subunit B. Gene Ontology annotation, molecular function: RNA polymerase I core promoter sequence-specific DNA binding. The record is from RefSeq and is a predicted model, not a curated record. Gene Ontology annotation, cellular component: RNA polymerase transcription factor SL1 complex; RNA polymerase I core factor complex. Gene Ontology annotation, biological process: RNA polymerase I preinitiation complex assembly; nucleolar large rRNA transcription by RNA polymerase I. NCBI's taxonomy places the organism in Eukaryota, Metazoa, Brachiopoda, Lingulata, Lingulida, Lingulidae.